Molecule: messenger RNA, 5792 nt
Organism: Eurytemora carolleeae
Lineage: Eukaryota; Metazoa; Arthropoda; Copepoda; Calanoida; Temoridae
Product: voltage-dependent calcium channel type A subunit alpha-1
Exons: 30
Coding region: 148-5673 (1841 amino acids)
Biological process (GO): calcium ion import across plasma membrane; chemical synaptic transmission
Cellular component (GO): membrane; voltage-gated calcium channel complex
Molecular function (GO): high voltage-gated calcium channel activity
Source: RefSeq, a predicted model, not a curated record
UUUUGUAGUGGUAUCUAUACCAAGCCUCAGGAUAAAUAUGACCGAGGUUUGUAAACCACUAUCCUGGCAUCAGCCUAGCUCACGUAGUUUAACAAGUAGUUUAGGGAGGUCGUCUUCAACUCCCGUCUAGAAUAUAUUAAUAGAACAAUGGUUAAAAAGAAGAAGGAUGAGCCGGAUGAUCGGGGGCCAACAUCCUUGUUCCUUUUUACGCCGACCAGCCCGGUGCGCCGGCUCAUGACCUGGCUGGUCAACUGGCCUCCCUUCGAGUGGAUAAUUAUCCUGACCAUCAUGGCCAACUGCGUGGUGAUGGCGCUGGACGACAAGCUGUCCAACAACGACAAGUCAAUUAUGUCUAUCAAACUGGAGGAGCUGGAGUUGGUUUUCAUGAUCGUCUUCACUACGGAGAUGUUAACGAAGAUUCUAGCGUUGGGAUUCAUGCUGCACAAGGGAAGCUACAUGCGUAAUCCGUGGAACUUCAUGGAUUUCUUCGUUGUCACGUCAGGAUUCUUCCUUUCUGUAGAUCUCUCUACCUUGAGAACUUUCAGAGUUCUCCGUCCUCUCAAACUUGUCUCCGGAGUUCCAAGUCUACAGGUUGUGAUGAGUUCUAUCGGAAAAGCUAUUGGUCCUCUGGUCAACAUUGCUCUCCUUCUCUUCUUUGCCGUCCUUAUCUUCGCCAUCAUUGGUUUAGAGUUCUAUGCCGGAGCUCUUAACAAAACCUGCUACAGCUUAGAUAAUUUAGACGAGGUUGUGAAGGAAGGGUUAAAAGAGAGUCCAUGUUUUAUCGGUAAUCCGUCAGAUGCUCCCUGGGGGGCGAAUAUGUGUGAUACCAAUACCUCAGUAUGCCUGGAGAAGUGGGCCGGACCCAACGACGGGCUCACCUCCUUUGAUAACAUCGGACUCGCGAUGCUCACGGUUUUCCAGUGUGUUACCAUGGAGAACUGGAUACCCAUCCUCUACUCGGCGAACGAUGCAGUGGGAUUCGUUUUUAACUGGAUUUUUUUUGUUCCUUUGAUUACUAUUGGUUCGUUUUUCAUGCUAAACCUUGUUCUCGGGGUUCUCAGCGAUCUACAUAUAUCGGAUAAUCAAGGAUGGGACGGAUUUACUAAAUUCGUACCGGCCCAGUCCUAUACCCAGGAUUUAGUUCUAGCAGAGGAAAGAACAAGCAAGAAGGACCGACAAAGGAUUAUGGAAGUCCGACGAGUGUUGGCUGAAGGAAAACGGAAGGUUGUUUCUGAAGAAGAGGAACUGAAAGCUGCCUCAGGUAAAACCAAGGUUCUUUUACAAGGUUGGUUACUCUCAGGUAAAACCAAGGUUCUUUUACAAGGUUGGUUACUCUCAGGUCUGAUGUUGACACUGAAAAAGUUCAAGUUCUGGGUUCGCCGGAUGUGUAAACAACAAUGGUGGUUCUGGUUGGUCAUUAUCCUCGUCUUCCUCAACACCUGCACUGUCGCUGUCGAGCACUACAACCAACCAGAGUGGUUGACAGAAUGCUCCAAUAAAACUAUCUUCCCCCUUCCCAACUACUUCGAUUCUGCUUUCAACAAGUUCGAUUGUGUCGUCAUAUUUGGGUCAAUUUGUGAGGUCUUCUGGGUCAACUUCAAACCUAGGGCUGGAUCCUUCGGUCUCUCAGGUCUCAGGGCUCUCCGGCUUCUCAGGGUUUUCAAAGUUACAAAAUACUGGUCCCCCCUGCGUAACCUGGUGAUAGCUCUGAUGAAUGCUCUCUCCUCUAUCAUGUCUCUUCUUCUUCUUCUCUUCCUCUUCAUCUUUAUCUUCGCACUGCUCGGGAUGCAGUUCUUCGGAGGCCAACUUAAUUUCCCGGAGGGAACUCCAACCUCAAACUUUGAUUCAAUUAUCAACGCACUGCUCACUGUCUUUCAGGUGCUGACUGGAGAGGACUGGAAUGAGGUUAUGUACACAGCUAUCAGAUCUAAAGGAGGAAGAGCCGGUGGAGGAGCCAUCUACGGAACCUACUUCGUUAUCCUUCUCCUCUGUGGAGAUUGGACCUUACUCAAUGUGUUCUUGGCUAUCGCCUGCGACUCCCUGGAUCAGGCGGCGGAGUUAACUGCGGCGGAGGAGGCAGAUAAGGAGAGGAAGGAGGCGGAAGAGGAGGCAGCAAGAAUUGCGGAGCAAGCUGCACUCGGUGCCUUAGAUCCAAGUAGUAUGGGCGGAGAUGGAGGCGGAGGGGCGGAUGAUGAGGAUGAGGAAGCACUGCCAGAGGAGGAGGAGAAUAGACCAAUUUUGCCUUAUUCAUCGUUUUUCAUACUCUCGUCUACCAAUCCGGUUCGGAUUGGGCUUCAUUGGUUUGUAACUCGACCAUUUUUUGAUGGGUUUAUCAUGUUUGUUAUUCUACUCAGCAGUGUAGCACUAGCUCUAGAAGAUCCUGUCAAGGAAGACAGUGAAUGGAACCAGAAACUAGGAUUACUAGACUACGGGUUCACAUCUAUAUUCUUCCUUGAGAGUUUAUUAAAGAUGCUGGAUCUAGGACUGUUUCUCCACCCUGGAGCAUAUAUGAGGGAUAUCUGGAACGUGAUGGAUAUAUCCGUUGUAUCCUGUGCUCUGCUUUCAUUCUAUUUCAAGGGAACCCCUACUGGCGCGAAGCUGAAGUCCAUGAAGCUGUUGAGAGUCCUGAGGCCUCUGAAGAUGAUCAACAGGGUGCCUGCUCUCAAAGCAGUGUUUGACUGUGUCAUGAUAUCACUAAGAAAUGUUUUUAAUAUCCUAAUUGUUUACAUCCUGUUCCUACUUAUCUUCGCCAUGGUCGGAGUCCAGCUGUUCAACGGCAAGUUCUUCUACUGCACAGACGAAGCGAAGACGACAGCUGACGAGUGCCAGGGAGAAUUUUUUGUGUUCAACCUUGAUGACCGACAUGCGCCGGCUAUUCAUGAGCGUAUUUGGUCCAGAAAAUCCUUCCACUACGACAACUGCGCUAUGGCUAUGAUCACGCUCUUUGCGGUCCAAACUUCAGAAGGAUGGAUCGCGGUUCUGCAGGAUUCCAUGUCCUCGACGUACGAGGACGAGGGCCCAUAUCCCUGGUUUAGAACAGAAAUGGCGAUCUACUAUAUCGUCUACUUCGUCGUCUUUCCUUUCUUCUUCGUCAACAUAUUCGUCGCUCUCGUAAUCGUCACAUUUAAUGAGCUUGGCGAGGCAGAGUUGACUGAUAAUAUUGAUAAAAAUCAGAAAUCCUGCAUCACCUAUGUUGUACAAACUAAGCCCCAGGAGGUGUAUGUCCCUGAGAGCCAGGCUGGGAUACGAUAUCAAAUCUGGAGGCUUGUCACAUCCCCUCCCUUCGAGAACUUUAUCAUGCUUCUUAUCAUACUCAACACCAUCCUCCUCAUGUGCAAGUUUCAAGGCGCACCUCUGGAGUUCAUGGACAUCCUUUCCGACCUUAACCUCAUCUUCACCGCCAUGUUCACGGUGGAGUGCGUCCUCAAGAUGGGAUCCUUUGGUCCAAAGCCUUACUUCAAAGACUCUUGGAACGUGUUCGAUUUUAUCACCGUGGUUGGGAGUAUCAUAGACGCAACCCGGAUCGUGAAUGUCGGCUUCCUCCGAUUGUUCCGAGCCGCCAGGCUGGUCAAACUACUCCGUAGAUCAGUCAGUAUUCGUAUUCUACUCUAUACAUUCCUUCAAUCAAUUAAGGUGAGCAAUCCUUACUUCAAAGACUCUUGGAACGUGUUCGAUUUUAUCACCGUGGUUGGGAGUAUCAUAGACGCAACCCGGAUCGUGAAUGUCGGCUUCCUCCGAUUGUUCCGAGCCGCCAGAUGUUCUACGGGAGAGGCGUGGCCUGAUAUCAUGAUGUCAGCUGUAUCAGGUCGACCCUGUGAUCCUAGGUCGCAUAGUUGGAACUACACGGAGUACGGAGAGCUGUAUAUCACGGACCCAGAGAGGAGGUGUGGUUCCGUCAUCACCUACGUCUACUUCAUCUCAUUCAUCUUCCUCUGCUCAUUUAUUAUGCUCAACAUCGUGGUUGCUGUGAUCACUGAUAGUUUUGACUACCUCACACGAGAUUCAUCCAUUCUUGGUUCUCAUCAUCUCUCAGAGUUCGUGACUACUUGGUGUGAAUACGAUCCUGGGGGAGAGGGGUUGGUUCACUACACGGAUCUCCUGGCUCUACUCCGACAGAUUGAUCCUCCGCUAGGUUUUGGGAGUAAAUGCCCUGAUCUACUAGCCUACAAGAGACUGGUUAGGAUGAAUAUGCCGGUGGAUGAGGAGGGGAAGGUUCACUUCAAGUCCACCCUGUUCGCCCUGAUCAGGAUCAACCUGCAGAUCUUCAUGAGGAGUAUGGAGGAGAUGGACCAGGCGGAUCAGGAGCUGAGAGCUGCAAUCCAGAAGUCCUGGCCUAGUACCCGAGGUGGAUCUCCUCCUAUGGUUGAUCUCCUAGUCCCUCCCCCGGAGGAGACAGGACCAGGCAAACUAACCGUAGGAAAGGUUUAUGGAGGAAUGUUAAUCCUGGAAAACUGGAAACUCUCAAGGUUUGGUCAGGGCUUCGGGACUACAAAACAUAUUGCGAACGGAGGAACAAUGCUCAACAACAACAAGGCAAUUCUAGACGCCCCUAUUCCACCAACCGUCGUUCCUGUAACCGCCACACCUCUAACCGCCGUUCCCAUCACAACAUCGGCCCCGGUUGUGGUCACAUCGGCGGUGACUCUGCCCGCCCCGCUGCUGCCCGCCAACCAGGCUCAGGAGAAUAAACAGGAGAUUGUGGAGAACUAUUUGAAUUCUCUCCCUCCUCCUGUCACCAUUAAUAAUAUUAUUAAUGACAGGUUGGAGGAUAUCAGAUCUAGUCUGGCAGAUGGAGAACCCUCCCUGAACCAGCUGGUCAAUGGUAAUGGGGGUAAACUAUCCCGCUACAGGGGAGUAUCAGUUGACCGCCACAGAGAGUACACUGCGCCUCAGUAUUAUGAGGACAUUUACUAUAAACGUGAUCCUUACGACUCCUCGGGCGAUGACCGGGCAAGGUAUGAUUCCUUGCCCGGUCGCAACCGGCUCGGUGGAGCUCCAUAUCAUUCAGAUAUCUAUGACGGGUUAGAAGAGGAAUUGGACGGGGGAGAAAGGACAAUUUUCAAAUUAGAAAGACAGUGGAGCCACCCAAAUCUUCGGCCACGACCACACGGCGCCGGACGGCGGUUGCCGAAAACGCCGAAGCAACCGCCGGGUAUUGUUAUCCCUGCCUCGUCACCCUCUAUGAUCCAGGACGACCAUAUGCUGGAGUGGGUUGAGAACGAACGGAUACGAAGAACUCCGAUCUUGACAAACCAGUGCAGUUAUGAAAGUGAUAAUUAUAGUCCUCCCCGGACGAAUCGGGAGCUUCACGGCUAUAGUCCACCAAGGACUGAGGCUAAAAGACGAACCCCGGUGUCGGAUCGUAGAAUGGGUACGGGAACGGGACGAAUGCUCCCUAAACCUCCUCCCGGAGGAUCCCAUCUCGUCCUAAACGCUGCCCAGGUUCAGCCUAAGCGUGGGUUAAGUCGGGAGCGGAAACUUCCGAAACCUUCCUCUUUAGAUCUUCGAAACCCAGGCCGGGAUCUUCCCAGCCGAUCAACUAGCAUCAAUUUUCCCCGCAUAGAUUCAAGUCCAUCUAGGAUUUCCAAUUUUAUAAACGGAACAUCAAUUAUUCCGUCUCUUCCACCCAGUAAAAAAACUGGUUAUACAAGACAUAGAGCUCUUAUAGACUGAUAUUUGAUCGUCUUUGCUCAAAAGGCGGAUUUCUUUCUGAUUUAGAUCCAUUUUUGCCAAGUUCGUGACAUUUUUCUUAAUUUUUACAUAUUUCACCAAUAAAUCUAGGAAGAAAUAAA